AUGACUUUCGUAUACGAAACUUCCUAGUAAGCUUUUAAAUUUGUGCAAGUCAUCAAAAAUUAAGGAAAAUAUUAAUUUUAGUGUUUUGAUGCUUUAAUUCAAUCAAAAAACAAUUAAAAACAAUAGUUCAUAAUCAUUUACUUAAGUGAAGAGAGGAGGAUGGACGUUUUUCCUACUAAAGACUCGCUGACCGUCACUGAAUCAUUUGAAUUCAUAAUACCUUUUGCAUAUUAUGAUACAAAUGAAUGUUUGGAAGAGGAACAUCGUGGAAAAUUAUCAAGAUACAUAAUUCAUUCUGUGCUUGGAAAGAAUCAUGAAAGAAAACUCAACAAAGACGACUUCAAGCAUUUAAGCAGCAUUUUAGUCGAAUUAUUUCCAACUGAAGUGGAGUCAACAUAUUUUGUUCCGUCAACUAGAGGAUGUGUUCCAACUGGAAAGUUAUACUCAAGUUAUUUGAACUUGAGAAAUUCUCUUGUCAAAGUCGGCUUGAUUGGAAGAGAAGCAAGGCGUGUUGGGCAUGUAUUAGAACAAAACGAUAGCUCAAUGGAUAUUUUUGGUCCGACAAUUGAUACAGAUGCUAUGGAAAUCAUAGAAGGAAAUGAUUUUAAUGAUAAGAACGCUAUUGAAAGUGCAUGGAAACGAACUUAUGACAUUCGUGAAGAAAUAUUAAAAACUGAAAUAUGCACAAUUGACUACGUGAACAAAUAUCCGUAUCUUCGCACUCCUGCUGGAUAUGAAUUGUUUUUGAUUGAUGCCUAUGAAAGAGCACCUGAAAUAAGGGAACUUAACUUACAUUAUUCCAUAUCAAAAAUAUGCUCCAAAAUAAUACGAAAAGCGAAACAAAUUCGAAAUGAAGCCACUGCAUCUGAUAUUUUAAAACAGUAUGAAAAUGUUGACCAUGUCGAUCAAUCGUUGUUGGCUUUGAUUGUUCUUCCAUUCAUCUUCACACCAGCACCAUGUAAGCGCAUUAGAGGUUCGACUGUGAAUAAAGCAAGCAGAGCUGAAGCAUAUCGUUUUUUUUGUUCUCAUUUCACGGCUUAUUUAUAA
Messenger RNA from Clunio marinus, 1047 nucleotides. Lineage: Eukaryota; Metazoa; Arthropoda; Insecta; Diptera; Chironomidae. The record is from the annotation of a GenBank genome assembly.